This is a messenger RNA of Notothenia coriiceps (black rockcod), 1034 nucleotides long. RefSeq lists its product as uncharacterized. The coding region runs from base 179 to 1000 and encodes 273 amino acids. The record is from RefSeq and is a predicted model, not a curated record. NCBI's taxonomy places the organism in Eukaryota, Metazoa, Chordata, Actinopteri, Perciformes, Nototheniidae. The transcript is spliced from 6 exons.
AUUGGCCAACGUAGAGACGUCAUUCUCGCAGUCUUGAAUCGGUACAACCUAAAGAUAAACCUGACAAACGGUGGAUGUGAUCCCCAACGUUAACCACUAUGUCGCUUAAUUGUGGAUUCUAGAUCUACAAGAGAGACCGAUACUAACUUUCUAGCGGUGGUGAUUCUACAAAGGCAGCAUGCAGCCGGUUGAAGCACAAAAAGGUGUUUCUACCAAAAGCCAGCUGUUGGAUUCUCUGAAGGUUUAUCUGAACAACAAGAGCAGAUUACAACCCAUCAUCGGCCUGGGCAGUAUUAUAGAAUGUGUGAAGGCCGGUACACACAACAAAGAAAUAUUGUUCCUGUGUGAGGUAUGUGUGUGUCAACUUAAUAAAGCUGACAUGCGAAACCACAUCAUGGGAAGUCUCCACAGAUACAACUACAUUAAAGCCUGGCACCCCCACUUAGUGUCUGAAUGGAAGGAGAAGUCUGACCUGUCUAAGCUGGCCUGGCCACUCAUGGAGAUGGCUAAGACACUUGAGGAGAAGGAAGGGCCCGGAGACGUCCAGGUAUGUUGUUUAACUGUGUACGUUGUGGAUGCAAACAGAUGCAUGUUUGGAUAUGAGCCCUCACAUCUUUGUGUGUACAUUCAUAUAAAGUGGUUAGAGCUCGAAGAUGCUGUAUACCAGAGGAUAGCAACAAACAGCGAGAAUGACGCAGUAACUCUGAUAACUAUCUUGAGAGACCAGCAGGGUGAAACUGAAAACCUUUCAGAGAGCACAUCUACGCAGCCGGAGCAAGAUUCCCCUCAAUCUCAGAGGAUUGUAUUACUUUCCAAAAACCGACAAGGACAGAUCUCCGAAGUGCCAGAGACAAAUUUAACAAUAGAUGUAAUCAAGUCCACACGGCGUUUAGAGAACAGUUCACCUGAACCCUCCCUGCCAUCAGAGAACCGCAGCAGCUCUCUGGAUGGCUACACGGGAGCCGAGCCUCUUAUUGGUGAGAACAAAAAAAAUAUAUAAAGGUCUUCCUAUUGUGGCUCGUCUAAAUACAAUU